GCCCUCAACAGAACCAAGUCCCCAACCCUUACUUCUCCACGCUACACUCCACUUCUACCACUCUUCUGCACCUGCCAAACGUCAAUUGACACUCAAUCAGCCAAACAACCUCAUCCACACACCAAUCGCAACCAUGGGCAAGGUCAAAUACAUCAUGCUCGAUUGCGACAACACGCUCGUGCAGUCCGAGCACCUUGCCUUCGAGGCCUGCGCUGACCUCACCAACGAGGUGAUGAAGAAGUACGACGUCAAGGGUGCCCCUCACUACACAGGCCCCAAGCUCCUCGAAGACUAUGUCGGCCACAACUUCCGUAGUAUGCUCAAGGGUCUGCAGAAGGAACACAACUUCCAGAUGACCGACGAGGAUCUCGAGGACUUUGUCCAGCAGGAGCUCGGCGCCGUCACCCGCAAGCUCAGCCAGAAGGCCGUCGAGUGCCCUGGCGUCACCAAGGAGCUGCAGAAGCUGAAGGACCAGGGCUACCCUAUGUCCGUCGUCAGCACCUCCGCCAAGAGCCGUGUCGUUGCCUCGAUUGAGAAGGCUGGCAUCGCCCACUUCUUCCCUCCCGAGCACGUCUACUCCGCUGCCACCUCCCUCAACCCUCCCAGCUCGAAACCCGACCCCGCCAUCUACCACUACGCCGCCAAGCAGCUCGGUGUUAAGGAGUCUGAGGCGGUCACCGUCGAGGACAGCAAGAGCGGUGCCACUGCUGCCAUGCGCGCUGGCAUUCCUUGCAUUGGCUACGUCGGCAUCUACGGCCUUGAGGAGGGCAAGGAGAAGAUGGAGCAGAUGGCUAAGCUUCUUACCGAGGAGACCAAGUGCGUCGCCAUUAUGUACGACUGGAGCGAGUUCCAGGAGUGCCUGAAGAAGGUCGAGGCGAAGUUGUAGAUACCCACUGAUGCAUCGAGAUGUGCUUCAGGAUGCCCGUGGCUUCAGCAAGCUCAAGGCAUCAAGCUCUCCAGAGCUACGAGAUACGGAUGACGAAAAUUACGGCAUGAACGGUCAGGUAGAUCGAAAAGAAUACUCUUCAUGGACCUCGGUCCAAUUUGC
Messenger RNA from Macroventuria anomochaeta, 1048 nucleotides. RefSeq names its product HAD-superfamily hydrolase-like protein. Bases 134 to 886 code for a protein of 250 amino acids. Gene Ontology annotation, molecular function: hydrolase activity. The record is from RefSeq and is a predicted model, not a curated record. NCBI's taxonomy places the organism in Eukaryota, Fungi, Ascomycota, Dothideomycetes, Pleosporales, Didymellaceae. The transcript has 2 exons.